This is a messenger RNA of Mytilus trossulus (common blue mussel), 2061 nucleotides long. RefSeq lists its product as uncharacterized. The record is from RefSeq and is a predicted model, not a curated record. Bases 121 to 2061 code for a protein of 646 amino acids. NCBI's taxonomy places the organism in Eukaryota, Metazoa, Mollusca, Bivalvia, Mytilida, Mytilidae. The transcript has 2 exons.
CCUCAUCUCAUAACUGCUGUAAAAAUAGAGGUAUCAUAAGUAUAAAGCUCAAUUGCGCUCAUAAAUGACUAAUCAACGGAAACAUUUGCCUUGACGCAUGGUGGUUGAGAAUUAGCGAACAUGGAUGAAUUCAAAGUAAAAAGUCUGGACUUGCAAUUUUACAAUUAUCUAUGCGAAAAAAUUGGAACAGACGAGUUAGUUCGACUUCGUCGGAAAUAUUACCAGCUCUGGGACUUUUUACUAACAAACAAAGAUGUAGUUGUUGUAAACAGUGGCAGUAAAUCAGAGGGAUUGGACCUUGAAGGAAGUGACAUAGAUGUAAUGUUCCUGAGAAAGGAUAUCACAGUUUAUGAAAAUGAAGCUCAAUACAGAAACAAAAAACCCAACGUUUUUAUAAUGAUCACACAAGAUAUAAAACCAGGAUUUACUAUGCUAAAAUUGAGCAAAUCGUCAUUCAUAUUCAGAAGGGAAAUAUAUAAUUGUUCGGAUAUAUGGGAACAAGACAUUUUAUUGUCGAACGUGAAAGUUAAGCAACUUUUAAGAACGAAACAUGCAGGAUAUGAUUUGGUACAUGGACCAUGUAUAACUGAUAAUGAAAACAAUCGUGAUUACGCAUUUUGCUUAAGAUGUCCAAGUUGGAUUAGGCAAGCCCGAAAAUUAAGGGGGAAAAGUAGAGUAUGGCCAAGUCCGAGCGUGAUUGCAAAUAUAGAAAAGUAUGGGACAUUGUUUGUUCCUAUUGGUUGCAAAACAUCUGUAACAGAAGAGUUUGAAUGGCGGAUUUCCUUUUCUGUUGCUGAAAAACUGCUUAUAUAUUCUUUCAGACAUACACAAAUGCUCUGUUAUGCGUUGUUAAAGAUCAUGUUAAAAGAAAUAAUUGAAACGUAUACUUAUUCAAAGGGAAUAUUAUGUUCCUAUUUCUUAAAAACUGUUGUCUUUUGGGUUUCAGAGGAAUACCGUGGCGAUGAGUGGCAACCUCAUAUGAUUUUAACAUGUUUUAUGGCAUGCUUAGCAAGACUUGUAUAUUGUGUCGAUCAUUCAUACCUUCCUCAUUAUUUCAUACCAGAGAUCAAUUUAUUAGAAGAUAAGUUAAUUUCCAAUAAUGCGACUGAGCUGACGCACUUGUUAAACAAGUUUUAUAGAAUAGGUCCACAAUUUUUAACGUAUUCAAAAACACUUUCUAAUUUUGCACAGCAUCAUAUUUCUUCGUUUAAUAUUAUAAACAACUUUAAUACGUUAUACCAUAUCAAUAGGAAAUAUGCCAUGGAAAUAUCAAAAAUGUGUUAUUGUCAACGCUGUUCAAAUAUUAAGAUCAGUAAGAUUUCAAAACUCUCAACCAAAAGGCGGAAUCCAUUGAAUUUAAAUGUUUGUAUUUUUCGAAUAUGUCAGUUUGCCGGAAUUUCAAACGAAAUUAAUGGAAAAAAUUUAUCAUUGAACAAGGUAUUUUACGAAAUCCACAAACAGCGUUUGCCAUAUAUAAUACUUGGAUUAAAUGCAGAUGCUGCUUCUGGAUGGCUAUAUCUUGCCACUUAUCUAUUUUCUCUCAACCAAUUCUCUGUAUCUCUGAGAAUUAUAGAUUAUGCCUUAUCUAAAUGUACUCCCGACAAACUGUACUGCUGUAAUGACGAUCUACAUUAUGAACAACUAUAUGAUACGGAGCAGCAAGCAUUGAAAUAUGGCUGUCUCGAUAUUAGUUCUAUUUUUAGAAGACACGUUAUCACAGCUAUUCUUUUUUGGAAAGAUUCGAUUCUUCCAAUUAAAAGAAUAUACGAACUAAAAAACAGAUAUGACUUUACUAAUUCUAGUUUACCACCUGUUGUGUACGCACAUUAUUUACGAUUUUUGUGUUUUUACCGACUAUAUGACGGUGACAAUUGUCGGAAGUGCCUACACGAUAUACAACUGACAAUUGAAAAUGGUUAUUUUGUAUGUGCACAUCAAAAAGUGGAUUCAUACACAUGUUUAGCAGCAGCACAUUUAAAGAUAGGUGACAAAAAUGCGGCUAUGAAAUGUUUGGAUGUCGUAGAUCGUCUAAAUGUAUCAACCUCUUUCUGUGUAUAUUAA